Messenger RNA from Chelmon rostratus (copperband butterflyfish), 1398 nucleotides. It is a transcript of the gene etfa, whose product is annotated as electron transfer flavoprotein subunit alpha. Bases 62 to 1063 code for a protein of 333 amino acids. Gene Ontology annotation, molecular function: flavin adenine dinucleotide binding; electron transfer activity. The transcript has 12 exons. NCBI's taxonomy places the organism in Eukaryota, Metazoa, Chordata, Actinopteri, Chaetodontiformes, Chaetodontidae. The record is from RefSeq and is a predicted model, not a curated record. Gene Ontology annotation, cellular component: mitochondrion.
ACGACCUUUGGCACAGUUUUGUCUCUGCAGCACUGAGGAUCAACAGCUACAAGGAUCCAAGAUGAACAGAGCCUUAAACAGAACAAAUCUGAAACAACUGACUGGUCUCCUCCAGAGGUUCCAAAGCACCUUGGUGGUCGCAGAGCACAAUAAUGACAAGCUGACCCCUAUUACUCUCAAUGCCAUCACUGCAGCCAGUAAGCUUGGUGGAGAGGUGUCAUGUCUGAUUGCUGGAACAGACUGUGCUAAGGUUGUGGAGCAAAUCAGCAAAGUACAAGGUGUGAAGAAGGUUCUGGUCGCUCAGCAUGAUUCUUACAAAGGUUUCCUGCCAGAGGAGUUGACACCACUUAUCCUGGAAACACAGAAACAGUUCAAUUUCACCCACAUCUGUGCAGGUGCAUCUGCCUUUGGAAAGAACCUGCUUCCCAGAGUGGCUGCCAAGUUGGAUGUUGCUCCAGUUUCAGAUAUUAUUGAGAUCAAGUCUCCAGACACUUUUGUCAGAACCAUUUAUGCGGGAAAUGCUCUCAGCACUGUGAAAUGCAAUGAGGCGAUCAAGAUCUUCACAGUUAGAGGGACAUCAUUUGAGGCCGCUCCAACAGAGGGAGGAAGUGCUCCAUCAGAAGAUGUUGCUGCUUCUUCUCCUGCUGGAAUCUCUGAGUGGCUGGAGCAGAGUCUGACGAAGAGCGACCGUCCAGAGCUGACCAGUGCCAAGGUUGUGGUGUCAGGAGGAAGGGGCUUGAAGAGUGGAGACAACUUCAAGUUGCUCUAUGACCUUGCUGACAAGCUGAAUGCUGCAGUUGGUGCAUCCAGAGCUGCAGUGGAUGCUGGGUAUGUCCCGAAUGACAUGCAGGUUGGACAAACAGGCAAAAUUGUCGCACCGGAGUUGUACAUUGCUGUUGGUAUCUCUGGAGCCAUUCAACACCUGGCUGGAAUGAAAGAUAGCAAGACUAUUGUUGCUAUCAACAAGGACCCAGAGGCUCCCAUUUUCCAGGUGGCUGACUACGGCUUGGUCGCUGAUCUUUUCAAGGCUGUUCCCGAGAUGACUUCAGCACUGGACAAGUGAGGAGGAACAAAGUCCCACCGAACCCCCACCAUCCAGCUGGAAUCAGCAGUCAGAAGAGUUCAGAGAUCCACCACAGGAACACAGAACCGCUGCCUUAAUACAUUUUUGAAGCUGGGAGUGUUUCAGAAAUCAUUUUCAUCAUCAACUUCUUCUCUCUGACUGGUAACAUUCUCAAUCUGGAGAGAAAUGCCAGUAUUUAUAAAUACUAAACACUUAUGAAAUCUCAAUGAAUAAUGGUGUACUUACCUUGGGGGGUGUUUUGAGCCUGUAGUAGUACCAGUUGUCAUUUGUAUUUAAUUUUCUGCCACAGUAAAGGACAUCUUUGGGAAUGCUCA